AUGGUCGGACCGCCACCGCUUCAUGGACUUAGGGUCCUCGAGUUCGCUGGUCUUGCUCCAGGUCCCUUUGCUGGUCUCCUUCUCUCGGAUGCUGGAGCCAGCGUGUUGCGUAUCGACCGUGCCAUUCCGGGCAAAACCCAUACUCGCGGCAUUGAAGCACCACCAACUGAGGACAGGCUAGUCAGAAAUAAAUCAUCAAUAGCGGUUGAUUUAAAGUCUCCCGACGGGGUCACACUGAUCAAAGAGCUAACAAAAGCCGCCGAUAUCAUCAUUGACCCGUUCCGGCCGGGGGUGCUAGAAAAGCUUGGGUUGGGGCCUGAUGUGCUUUCUACCAUAAACCCUAGAAUCAUCUAUGGGCGCAUAACGGGCUUCCGCCGCGAUGGUAAAUAUGCGGCCAUGGCCGGUCACGACAUCAAUUAUCUCGCUGUAUCUGGUGUGCUUUCGUUGCUUGGUCGAGACGGCUCAAAGCCGCAUCCUCCUAUGAACAUACUGGCUGAUUUUGCUGGUGGCGGUGCAACCCUCUUUCAGGGGAUCUUACUCGCCGUGAUCACGCGGCAGUCAACAGGGAAAGGUCAAGUUGUAGAGGCGAAUAUGGUUGAUGGGGUUUCGUACCUGGCCACAUUUCCACGUCAAGCGCUGAAGACGCCAAUGGGAAAUGCAAGCCGGGGAAAAAAUGUACUCGAUGGCGGUUGUCCGUAUUAUGAUACCUACGAGACAAAAGAUGCGAAGUAUAUGGCUGUCGGAGCACUUGAACCGCAAUUCUUCGCCGUGCUCAUCGAGCGGCUAGGUCUUGACAAAGGGUGGAAUAACCAUCGUUACGAUCGCAAUAACUGGCCGGAGAUGAAGCAGCAGUUCGAAGCUGCCUUCAAGUCCAGGACGAGAACAGAGUGGGAGGCAGUUUUUGACGGCACCGAUGCCUGCUGUACACCUGUACUCGAAUAUGCAGAGCUAGAAGAGCAUCUGGGUCGUGAAGGCGACCAAAGACCGCCAGUAGGGCUUAGAGAUACGCCAAUGUUAGCUGUGAAUGAAAAAGCAACGAACCCGGCCGUGCAUGGCCAAGGCAGAGGUUUCGCGGGCAGUGGAUAUGAAGGACAGGGAAUGAGGCCAGGCCAAGGAGGCGAGGGUAUUCUAGAAGAAUGGGCUGGUUGGGUGAAAGGGAGAGAUUUCGAAGUUGAGAAGGGUGGGCUAGUGCUGAUAAGCAGAUCGAAGCUAUAA
Messenger RNA from Truncatella angustata, 1215 nucleotides. RefSeq names its product CoA-transferase family III. Gene Ontology annotation, molecular function: catalytic activity. The transcript is spliced from 2 exons. Bases 1 to 1215 code for a protein of 404 amino acids. The record is from RefSeq and is a predicted model, not a curated record. Lineage: Eukaryota; Fungi; Ascomycota; Sordariomycetes; Amphisphaeriales; Sporocadaceae.